Molecule: messenger RNA, 4059 nt
Organism: Paramisgurnus dabryanus
Lineage: Eukaryota; Metazoa; Chordata; Actinopteri; Cypriniformes; Cobitidae
Gene: scn1ba
Product: sodium channel, voltage-gated, type I, beta a
Biological process (GO): cardiac muscle cell action potential involved in contraction; regulation of heart rate by cardiac conduction; sodium ion transport
Cellular component (GO): voltage-gated sodium channel complex
Molecular function (GO): sodium channel inhibitor activity; transmembrane transporter binding
Source: RefSeq, a predicted model, not a curated record
UUUUCCAAAUUUUCAUAGACCGUGAGAUAUCGACAGAGACAGCACGGCGUUUGAGCUUACCUUGUGGUGCCUAUUGUUUUGUCAUACAUUUGCAUACUAAUUUUAGAACUGAUUUAUGCGGGACCUGCGCUAGAACAUCACACCACAUAGCGUUAUUGGUUCAUUUCCGCGCGCGCGUGACUGACCGCAAGAUUAUGGAAACGGAUUUAACCGUCACUUUAUUCACAGAGGAAUCGCCCCGGACUGACUGAAGAAAAUACGGGAAGAUGAAUGCUCUUUUCACUAAAUAUAUGCUGUAACGGGUAACGGUAGGAUAAUGUAUAUUUAAUCCUUUAAAAUAUAACCCCGUGGUCGCUUUUAUGAUCGUUGACACGAUAAAUAUAGGCGACGUUGUUGAUAUUGGCGGACAAAACUGUUCACACUCCCGUUAUUUUGUUUAUAAGAAUAGGGGGUGUUGACAAAAUCCCAUUUAAUGUAACUGUAAUUUAGACGCAUGAAUGAUACUGUUGACAUAUUUUUGUUGAUCAUUGUGGGCUGUUUGACAGUAAGCGUCAUAUACACAGACGCUUUGGCAAAAUAACAUAAUAUGAGCAGAUGGCACGAGCCAUGACUAGCCUACAUCCGACCACUUUUCGCACGUAUCAGCAACCCUAUAUAUACUUAUGUGAAUGAGAUAAAGACACAAACAUAAAACUUAGUGCUAAUCUGCAUUAGGAAGUUAAAAUAGGUUGUUAUUAAUACAAUAACUCACAAAAUACAUAAGCAAUAAACAUAAUCAUUGAGCAUAGAAGGGAAUGUCUUAAUAUAGCCUAUAUUUGCAUGUAGCCAAUUCAUGCUUCAAUUUUCCAUUUCAACCUCACUGCUUCACCUAAAUUAUUUAUUUCUCAAGACACAUCUAAUGUUUACAAUAACUGUAUAGUGCCCCAAAUCCUCAGUUUACAUCACGUGUCUUCCAUUACCUGCAUAAUUCUCUUAAUAUAAAAUUAGAUCCUUAAAGUCUUCCACAGUCACAAACUUGUUGUAUAAAAAUUAUCACACUAUAUUAAGAAGAAUAUUUAAUCAUAAAAGUGUAAUAAUAUUAAGAAUUAAGCAGCUAACUGUAAAAAAAAAGAAGCAGAGUCUGACAUCUUAGCUGUUUUCGUGGAGUAACCGAAUACUGCGGACUGGACUUACUAAACGUAUCGCCUUGCACUAAGGCCAUCAAAUCUUUGAUACUCCCUCACUAGACAUCCUCGCUCCUCAUGAGCUACCACCAGAUUUGAGAGGAAGGGGGAACCAUCACCAAGGUCUGAACAAGUGAUAACCCCACCUCAACCUCUGGUUCUGCAUCCGCCCUGAACCGCUGUCUGCAUUGUCAAGGCCAUCUGUUCAUAAAUCCAGAGGACGUAUUUCCUCCACAGAGCUCCUGUCUUGCCGAGAUCUCCUGCUCUUCUGUUAGAAGCGUGAAAGUGUAUUUGGUGUGUACUGUAUGUGUUUGUGUUGAGUGAAAACAGAGACGUGGCUGUCAUCAGAAGAUGCUGAAGAUGUCUGCACUGCGGCUCCUGUGGGUCCCCGUGCUGUUCUGUUUAACACAUGCUUGGCUUUGCCAUGGGGCGUGUGUGGAGGUCGACUCGGAUACAGAAGCAGUGCUGGGUAAUGGCUUCAAACUGGGCUGCAUCUCUUGCAAGAUGCGAGGAGAGGUACCUGCUUCUGCCACUGUGGACUGGUGGUUCAUGUCCAAAGGCGAGAGUGAUUUCACACAUAUCUACAGUUAUGCAGACAUGACGGGUUACGUAAUGGAUGAUCGCUUCGUUGAGCGCCUGGACUGGAAUGGCAGUAAAAAGACAGUGGAUGUGCAGGACGGCUCAAUUUACAUCCUUAAUGUCACCUACAAUGAUACUGGCACCUAUCGAUGCUACUUCGACCGAACUCUCACCUUUCCCAAUUACGAAUUCCACACCAACGCCACCAAGUUUAUAACCAUUAACGUAGUGGGCAAAGCAACUCGAGGCACGGCUUCCAUCCUAUCUGAGGUUAUGAUGUACGUCUCUAUAAUCGGGCUGCAGUUUUGGCUGUUGGUGGAGAUGAUCUACUGCUACAGGAAGAUAUCUGCAGCAGGAGAGGAGGCGUUGAGAGAGAGCGAGGCGGAAUAUUUAGCUAUAACCUCAGAGAGCAAAGAUAAUUGUGCAGGUGUAGCAGUGGCAGAAUAACGCAGGACUAAGAAAACUCUCAAGCCAAAAGCUUGAAGCUCCACCCAUCAUGACAUCAUGACUAACCGCUUCUCCGUCACCCUUACUGACGCUCUGCGAAGCCGCAAGGUUUUUGAUGCAUCAGACACACGGCGAUCAGUUACGAAAGUGUAUUGUUUUAAAUAAGGCUCUGGAGGUCUGUGACAUUUUAGACAACAGUGUUGAGGUAAUGAAUGAAUGAAUGAUGCAUUAACUUGUUUAAGCAUGAAUUUGUAUCAAAGUACAAAUUGUACCGAACAGGACUUGUACAUACAGUACGUGUUUGCUUUUCCGCACAGUGAACUCACCUUCAUAUGCGAUAAUAAAAUUCACAAGUGUACUGAGCCAGAGGACAAAUAUUUAAAAUACAUAAAGAAAACUGCUAAUAUAUAUACUGAGACGGUGGAAAAAAAAAUGAUAUUACAAACCGUUACACUCAAAUAAAUGAUCAGUAGUACAUAUCACCUAUUAUUAGGAUAGAUCAGCAAAUGCUUGGCAGCUGUAAACAGUGAUUAGCAUUAGACGGCUAAUGCUAGCCAAUAAGAGCUUCCUUUGUUUACUUUCUCAAAUACACACACACACAAACACAAGAUAUGCAACCAUAUUCAUAACUUUCUUACUAAUGCAUAAAGGACUAGGGAUCACCCAAAAAUAAAAAAUUUGCCCCAUGAUUUACUCACCCUCAAGCCAUUUUCAAUGUAUAUGAUACGCCAGAAACACACUCUAUCUAGAAAUCGCAUUGAUUGUCCUCAGAAGGCCUUUAUUAACCCCUUGAAUUACUUCUGGACAUUUUGUAAUAUUAGGGUUGGGCAUCAUUUCAAAUUUAGUGAUUCCAAUUCAAAAUUUGAUUCGGCUUAUUGAUUCUGAUUCCUAACAAUUCUCGGUUUUGAUUCCAAAGAGGUGAAAAGCAAUAACAGUCAAGCCUUUACAGAAUAAAAAUAUUCUUACUUUGAGCCACUAACAGUGUACGAAUUGAGGGGGGCUCGGGUGGUCCUGGACUCCCCUAUGAAGCACAAAAAUAUAAAUUAAGGGGGUCCCCUGGUUUUUAUUAAAUACAUCAUUUUUUUAAUUCUCGUGCUGCACUGCCACAAAGCAAUAAUGUCAAUUAUUUAUUCCAAUUUCUAAAUAAACGAAUCUAAAAGAUUUCUGUCUGAAAUCAAUUUAAACUCUCAUGUGCACCUUAACGCUGAAGGAAUUGACAGAUUUUUUAUUUAGAUUGAUAAUUGGUUUAGGGCUUUUAAAAAAGUCUUAAGCUAUUAUUUCACACUAAUUUGAGGCCUAAAAAUGUUUAGGGUCUGAGUUAAGGUUAAGGUAGUUGACCAACCAAAAAUGUCGAGGAUUACAUCUUACUUUGUGAAAUCACAACCACCUUAUAUGGCUUGGCUGGGGGAGGGCUUAGCUUUGGGACCCCCAUAAUCUUUAACAUACACUAUAUUGCCAAAACUUUUGGGACACCCCUCCAAAUCACUGAAUUCAGGUGUUCCAGUCACUUCCAUUAAAAGGAACUCUUGAUGUUUUAUCAUACCAAGACAUUUUGGACAAUUUCAUGCUCCCAACUUUGUGGGAACAUCAUUGGGAUAAAUUAGAGCGGAGACUACGAGCAAGGCCUUCUUGUCCAACAUCAGUGUCUGACAAAUGUGCUUUUAGAUGAAUGGUCAAAAAUUCUCAUAAACACACUUCUAAAGCUUGUAGAAAAUCUUCCAAGAAGAUUUGACGCUGUUAUAGGUGGGCCAACACCAUAUAAGACCCUAUGGAUUAAGAACGGUUCAUAUGCAUAUAAAGGCAGCUGUCCCAAAACUUUUGACAAUAUAGUGUAAUUCGAACACUGCUGACUACUUAAAGGAAUAGUCUA